AAUAUAAGGAAGUAACUCGUGAAUUUCACGGGGAACUUUUGAUGGGCAACAGCUAUAUCAAGAUAGUCUUCCAAGAAAACAUAACAAUUGACAAUACAAAGGUGAAUUCGCUUUGUCGACAUGAAUGUGCAAAAGACUGAGAUUACAAUUGAAAAAGGUAUUGUGGAUUCUUUUUGACCGCAGUAUCACAAGAUCCAAGUCAGCUGAUUUGAAACUACCCGAGUCGAUAUAUCGACUUAAAAAAAAAACUUUACUGUUGCAAGACUUUGCACGGUACUUUAAAAUGUAAGUGUGAAUCUCCCUGCUUGGAAAGGAGAACUUCGAAGCCAAAAGUUCUAAAGUUGCCCUUGGAAAAUAUUCACAAAUCCUGGACAAUCUCUGUACAUAGACUAGUCUGGCAUCAUGGCUUCUAGACUCCACAAUAGUCUGAUAGACCUGCUGGUGAUGGUGGGACUGGACCAAGAGACUGGACUUAAACCUAAUGUGACGGACAGCAGUGCCAACGACCCACUUUUCCUCAGCAACUACGAGCCUCAGGUGCUAGCCUCCAUAUCAGCGCAAUGUGCCAUGUUCCCUCAGUCGUUCCCGAACCAGGAUGAGGCUUAUCCUCCCACUGAUGCUGUAGACAACAGGACAGUGCUGACCCCUAUCAGUGAACAGGAGGAUGCACAUUUCAGAGCAUGUGAUCGAAGGAAAAGGAUAGCCAAAAGCCUUCCACGCCGUGUGACCCUGGGCACCAUUGCAGGUGGUCGUAAGAUGCUGCGCAUGCUCAGUACAUCUGGUGGAGAGCUGCCAAUAUCUGCGGAGGUUAUACAGUCUCUGACAGCAUUCUGUUUUCCAGAUGGCAUGAAGGUCUACCGCCACAGCAUGCCUACCCACAUCCAUUUCCUGGUGCUGACGGACAUCACUGGAGAGCGCUCCUAUGCUGCAUGUGCGACGUACACCAGAUCUUUCAUGUGCAAGAGUUGUAGAGUGGAGGAAGGAGACGAUCACUAUUAUGAUGCCAUUCCUGAAGACUUCAUUGAAGAUGGCUCUGCACACAAGAUGGGCCAGAGAGUCUACAUUCCAUGUUGUCUGACUUUAAUAUCCAAAUAUCCCUACUUCACUGUAAUGAAGGAGUGCUUGUCAUGUCUUGUACCCAAGCUGCAGUCAAACCCAAGAGAAGUGAAGACAACUCUGGAAAAGUUUGCCUUACAGUUGUCUGCUACACCUGUGCCACCUGCUGGCAAUGUGGCCAUUAGGUUUUACCUGGACACGUACCCUGUGACCCUCUACCCCUCAGAUGACCCAAACAAGGAGGUCGUCAACAUGCAACUCAACCACGUCUUCCUCAAGUUUGACCCAGACGCCAUUUUGACUGUGAUACGAAGUAUUUUGACGCAGCAGAGGAUUGUGUUUAUGUCCAGCUGUUAUGCCAUGCUGACCACUGUGAUGGAGAGUUUUCUUGUUUUCGUCCGCCCCUUUGUGUGGAACUAUACCUAUGUGCCCCUGAUUCCUGAGAAGCUGCUGACACUGCUGGAGGCUCUAGGUUGUUUUAUUAUGGGAUGCCAUGCCAGACACAAAGGACUUGUUGAACAGAUUGAAGGCAUAGUGGCGGUCAAUAUAGACGAUGGGUCGGUGGAUGUGUGCAGUACCCUGAAUAUCCCACAGCUGCCGUUUGCAGCAGAACAGGAUUUUAAGCAGGCAGUGACACAAAUGAAACCAAGACUCAACAUGGAGAUGGCCCAAGUGGAGAGACCCUGUCCUGUCAACUUGGAGCAGCUGACACACAACAGAGACAUGUUCCAGCUCCAGAUCAACAAGGACAUCCAGGCAGUGUGUCUAGAACUCAUGGUGAACCUCUUCAGAGAAGUGAAGAAAUAUAUCAGAGAAGCCAGCAGCUUCUUCAACAAAGAUCAGUUCUUGGAAAAUCAAAGAGAAGAAGAACUACCUUUUUAUAGAGAGGUUGUCUCCACGGAACUUUUCAAGGCCUUUGUCAGAUCACGGUUUCAAGGGGCAGACUUUUUCGAUGAAUUUGAGGACAAGAUGAAACUAGCGACUCGCCAACAUGCUGGACCAAAGUUCCAGAACCCAGAUGAUCAAGUGAGGCCAGGCCAGUUAAAGAAAAGGACCCCCAGUUACAGCAACCUGUUUAGUAGCCCACGGCCCGCGUGGUCUGGACACACAGGUGCUCUCACCUCCAAGACAGACUACAUUGUCUUCCAGCUUCCUAGGUUCAGGUUCGAGUCUGUGGCAGGGUAUCACAAAGUGCUCAUGGAGGAGCUGACACGGAGGGAGAAAUGCUGUAAGCAAGCCAACAUGUUCCCAAGGAAGGCAGUCUACCUGUACUUGAGAGGGGCACUACAGAUUGCCUGCGAUGAACCAAUUCGAGGACUGAGAGAUUUUGAUGCCAUUUGCAAAUACAACAAAGCACUCUUCCCCAGCAAGCAAGUAGGGAGUGUGAUAGCCAGAUUAACUCCCACCCAGAAAGAGAUCCUGAGCCUCCAGGAGUGGUACAAGAGAUCAGAACAGCUGCAGAGGAUUGAGGAGAGCAAGGGGAAACGCGGGGACGACAUUGUGAUUAUCAUGGAGUUUGAGAAAAUUCCAGAAGACCCUAUUUAUAUCCAAGACUUCUCCAGCCUGGUGGAAUACAUGGACAUAGCAUCUGACCAUGACACCAUUCAGCGGCUGUUUAAUGCACUGACUGUCACUUGUCAGGACAACCAGAUGUAUACACCCCUGGACCCUGGCACAUUUACUGUUUUUUAUGAAUGCUUGAAAGAAAACGAGAGCACUUGCCAUGAACCCAAAAUUCCCGAGGGAUGCCUUGGCGAGAAUGAGUGCAUUCUGAAAGUAUCUCAAAUGAUUGACACCAGGGGGAGGUUUAAGGACGUAGACUCUGGCAACAUGGAGGUCUAUGGACCUGGGAGAUUGAUAUUAACACAGAGAAGGUUGUGCUUCAUAUGUGAAGGGACCCACAGAUUUUGUGACAUAGUUCGACUGCGGGACAUCAUAUGUUUGGAGAAAUCUACAGAAGGGUACUCCAUAUAUGGAAAAAGGGAAAAUUCUCUGAAGAUUUACUCCAAAGUGAUGGAUACCACCCAGGUUGUCUUCACAGCCAUAUUGAAGGAGGAGCGGAACUACUGGUUCACUCUGAUCACAGAGAUGUGGUCAGGCAAGCUGAUGUCCGAGGAGUACAAGGACCCGGGUCUGAUACAGCAGGCAGCUAAGAAUGUGAUACUCAUUGAUGCUGUGAUCAAAAGUGGGCAAGAAGAAACUGUGAUGCAUCACGAGCAAUUGGAGGAGGCAGCCAACAAGUUGUGUUACUUCACUAUGCUGAGAGAACAGCAGCAGACGGACUCUGCCCUGGAUGCCAGCUGGAAGAAGACGUCUGGUCUGCUCCAACAUCGUGUCAACCCUAACCAGCGCGAGCGCGAUAGUCGGGCGGUGGAGGCGCUGUUGUACACUCCUGGCAGCCGCGUGGGAGAUGAGGAUGAAGACAGCACACCCAAGCUGUGGUGUGCUAUGGGUAAUGGGAAGGUGGAGGUGUACGAUGCCAGUACCUGGGUUUUGGAGGCUUCCAACAUUAAAGCUAAGGACAGAGUGGUGUGUCUGCUGGCAGUGGGGGAGAGUCAGGUGUGGGCGGGGUCAUUUGACAGCGUCAUCUACGUGAUUGACAGGCACAGCAAGCGUGCCAACUCCCAGCUGGUGGCCCACAGAGACCAGGUGUGUGAUCUCACCAUUUCUGACGACGGCAGCACGGUGUAUUCUGCCAGCCUAAAUGGCCAAAUAGUGGUUUGGGAUACCUCAACACUCAAAGAGCUGAAACAACUGAGAGUGGAUGGAGGAAUUAAGGCCAUAACAUUUUUCCGCGAUGAGUUGUGGUGUUUGAAAAAUUCAGGAGAGUCCAUAGCUGUGAUAUCAGUGGAUGAUGGUAAAAUGAAGAGAGAACUCACAUACCAUGACCAGCAACAUAACAGACCGUACAGAUUUUCCUGUUUUCUUAUUGCCAAAGGAGAUGAGAAUAAUACAUCCCACAAUGCCACAGUGUGGGUCGGCCAUGAUGACGUGCCAAUGAUAACGGUGUGGGAUGUAGAUAACUUCAAAGAACGCGUCACGUGUCUGGAGGUGGACAAAUCCAGGGGUUUUACCAAGCUCACACAAGUUGGAGACAAUAUAUGGGCAGGCUCAAAAAUGAUGAGAAACUGCAAAGAGGCAUACAUGUAUAUAUUCAAUAGUCGCAGUUUUGAGAAGCAGGAACCUCUGAAAGCCCACAGUGACACCAUACGAUCCCUGUGUACUGCUGAGAGCCGAUAUGUCAUAUCAGGAUCUGGGAGUAGAGACGGAAAAGUUGCAAUAUGGCGGACAUCUCCAAUACGACACUUUUCACAUUUUGAACUAUAAGAGAUUUUAUCAAUUCAGUGUUGUGAUAUUUUAUUUUAAUAAGCAAAAUAUGAAAAAUUGCAUACUAUAAGAGGACAAAAAAACCCCCACAAUCAUAGACAAUGGAAGUAUAUUAAAAAAAUAAAAAUAAAAAAGCAAAUGAGAUGAAUAAAGAUAAAGAAAACAUAGGUCGGGAUGAAGGCAAUUUACCACAGAUACUGAGAAAUUUUUCUCAAGUGCAAUGAAGUUCUUUUUAUGGACAGAGAAAUAAAGAACAAAAAUUGUAGAUA
Messenger RNA from Lingula anatina, 4652 nucleotides. RefSeq names its product DENN domain-containing protein 3-like. Gene Ontology annotation, cellular component: cytoplasmic vesicle. The record is from RefSeq and is a predicted model, not a curated record. Gene Ontology annotation, molecular function: protein binding. Gene Ontology annotation, biological process: regulation of Rab protein signal transduction. NCBI's taxonomy places the organism in Eukaryota, Metazoa, Brachiopoda, Lingulata, Lingulida, Lingulidae.